ACAUGGGUUUCUUUCACACACUCAACCCAUGCACACAUAGAAUCUCAUCCCCGUCUCCCUCUCUCUCAAGAAACCCCAUUUCGCCACCAUUUCUCAGAGUCACAGACAGAGACAGACACAGACCCCAUCUUCUUUGGACUCUUCCUUUCUUAGGGUUUCGCAGUUUUGAUUCUUUAAGUUCUUGAGCCCUGAUCUUGUGCCCUCAAAAGAAAGUAGAAUUUGUAUUUUUUCUUCUGAAAACCCACAAACUCCUCGGUUUUACUGUGUCAAUUCCCCCAUUGCGCGUGUGAUCACAGAAACACAAAAAGGUCUCCAACUUUUAAACAUUUUAUUCCUUUGGGUUGCUCUGUGGUUUUGUGUUGAACAUCGUUUCUGGGUGGCGGAUAUUUUUCUCUUGUGAGAAUUUUCCCGGAAAUUUCAUUUCUUUGAGGGUGGAAAACAAAACCCACCUGAAAUUAUCAUCUGGGGAAGCUUGAUCCUCUGUAGUCACAGCUCAGAGAGAUCACCACUUCAAGCUCCACAUUGUCGAAUUCCAAGAUUACCCAUUUCACCAUUCGCACCAAGAAUUGCGUUUUGGAAGCUGAUCACGCUUGGUUUCUUUCAGGCAUUUUUACAAACACCUGGGUGCAAUUGACCUGGAUUUGAAUUUCUUGGCUCUGUUCAUCUCGUUUCUUUCCCUUGUAGAAGCCAUGGGUUGUGUCCAUGGCAAGUGUUGCGGCCGGUACCCCCAGUCUUCCGAUGGUGAUCUCCGGGACUUCAGAGAUGCUGGUCCGUACAGCGCUCAGAGGAAGCACAUACUCUCACGGAGGUCAUUGGAGUUCGUCCCUGUUCCUUCACACGGCUAUCGUUUGGAGUACUCUUUGUUAACACAGCGCGGCUACUAUCCUGACUCGCCGGAUAAGGAAAACCAGGACAGUUUCUGUGUUAGUACGCAAGUCCGAGGUAACCCGAAUAUCCAUUUCUUUGGUGUGUUUGAUGGGCAUGGCGAACUUGGUACCCAGUGUGCUAAUUUUGUUAAGGACAGGUUAAUAGAGAUAUUAGCCAAUGAUCCCACAUUGUCAGCUGACCCUGUGAAAUCUUACAAUUCUGCUUUUCUAACGACGAAUUAUGAGUUGCAUAAUAGUAAGAUUGAUGAUACUAUGAGUGGUACCACGGCAAUUACUGUGCUUGUUAUUGGGGAUACCCUUUAUGUCGCGAAUGUGGGUGAUUCGAGAGCAGUGAUUGCAGUUACAGAUGGUAAUAGAAUUAUUGCAGAGGACUUGUCUUGUGACCAAACACCAUUUAGGAAAGACGAGUAUGAGAGAGUAAAGCUGUGUGGGGCCAGAGUUAUGAGUGUUGAUCAAUUGGACGGGCUGAAGGAUCCAGAUAUCCAGACGUGGGGUGAUGAAGAGAGUGCAAGUGGUGAUCCACCAAGGUUGUGGAUUCCAAAUGGAAGGUAUCCUGGAACUGCGUUUACAAGGAGUGUAGGUGAUGGCACCGCUGAGACGAUUGGUGUGGUUGCCACUCCAGAGGUUUCAAUGGUUAAGCUGACACCUAAUCAUCUCUUCUUUGUUGUCGCAAGUGAUGGAGUUUUCGAGUUCCUCUCAAGCCAAGCUGUGGUUGAUAUGGCGGCAAGAUAUCCAGAUCCUCGAGAUGCAUGUGCUGCCAUUGCUGGAGAAUCAUAUAAAUUAUGGUUGGAACAUGAAAUCCGGACAGAUGAUAUAACAAUAAUCAUCGUUCACAUCAAAGGCUUGUCCAAUUCAGCUGGUGGUGCUACAGAUGGAGCUAGUGGGGCCAAUAAUAGGCCAGCAACAAGGGUGAGAAAAACUUCCGAGUCAUCUGUUACCACUGGGUCGGAAGUUUACCGUUCUGUGAGAAGUGAUUCCUCAGAAAUACAGUCUUGUCAGCUUGUGCUUUCGAUGAAUCGAAGCCCAGCUAUUGUUGUUCCAUCUCCUACAUGUCAGAGCCCUGUGAGUUGUGGUUGAACUGAAGGGCCUUAAUGGAGCUGCCACACGUCUCCUUGUUAUUUUUCUUAAGUGGAUGUGUGUUAGCGGUGCAUUCAGCCGUUGCCAGAAGCGUUGGUUCUGCAUGUAGAAGAUGUUCCCCUGAACGCUAAUCUCACUAAUAACACGGUUUUUGACCUAUGUGAUAUGCCUGGAGAACAUAUUCUCUUCUGCUAAUCCAACAAUAUAGAUAGAGGGAGGAAAUGAGAUUGAAGUAGGAGGUACAUACAGAAGGUUCAUUUACAUGGAAAUUAGGGUGAACAUUUCACAUACUUAAUCUUCUUGUUAGUCUCGGUUGUAAUUCGUCAUCUCCUAAAACUUAACGAUGAUGAGUAGAUAUAACAUAUUGUGUAUUCUCCUGCCACUUCUCUAUAUGUAUAAUAUGGUUUCCUCUUGAGACAGAAAUGGAUUCUUAACUGAUUUAGGCAUGACCUACUUAUGAGCAGUAAAUUGCGCUUUAUGUAACGCUAUGGUUAGCGUUUCAGAA
This is a messenger RNA of Malus domestica (apple), 2469 nucleotides long. RefSeq names its product probable protein phosphatase 2C 35. Gene Ontology annotation, molecular function: cation binding; protein serine/threonine phosphatase activity. The record is from RefSeq and is a predicted model, not a curated record. Gene Ontology annotation, biological process: peptidyl-threonine dephosphorylation. Lineage: Eukaryota; Viridiplantae; Streptophyta; Magnoliopsida; Rosales; Rosaceae.